Ascoidea rubescens DSM 1968 is the source of this 585-nucleotide messenger RNA. RefSeq lists its product as uncharacterized. Gene Ontology annotation, cellular component: Ndc80 complex. NCBI's taxonomy places the organism in Eukaryota, Fungi, Ascomycota, Saccharomycetes, Ascoideales, Ascoideaceae. Gene Ontology annotation, biological process: chromosome segregation. The transcript has a single exon. The annotation marks the transcript as partial. The record is from RefSeq and is a predicted model, not a curated record.
UUGCAAAUAAAAGACAGCUAUUUGGUCAAGUUCAACCAGCUCAAUAGCUUGAAUUCAACGUUGUUAGCCAGGUCAAACGAAUUGAAGAGAAAACAACUAGACUUGCUCAAAUCAAACGAAUCUGAUCGACAAACUUAUAACAACUUGAACAAUAAAGUCAGUGAGUUGAAAGAAAAAGAAAGCUAUUUAAACUCCCAAAAACAACAACAGUUGAAUGAAAUCAACAAACUAAAUAAGGAAAUCGACUCAAUUAAAUCAAAACUAAACGAUUUGAACCAAAAUCAUAAAAAAAAUAGCUCCCUUGAUCUAACUUUGUUGAAUUACUACCAAUCCUUUUUAGGUUUGAAAAUCAAUAGCACUGACAAUGACAUAAUAAGCUUCAUCUUCUUUAACCUAAUUGAAAAUGAUUUGGACCAAAACUUUGCUGUUGUAUUAGAUCUAUCCAACGACAUCAACAAUUCCUAUAAGAUUGUGCAGACCUCCCCAGCAUUGCCUGAGAACGAGCUAGCCGAUAUCCUCUUGGUGCUUAACAAAUCAAGAAACAUUGUGUUGUUUCUCAAGAACAUCAGAAACUUGUUUAUCGAC